CGAUGGCGAAGAGCCGCGGGGAGAACGGGCCUCGCUCGCCGGGACCAGGCGGGAGCCUGUCGGGGACCCGGGAGAGCCUGGUCCCGGGCCCGGACGCGGCCUCGGCCACCGACGAGCUCAGCUCUCUGGGCUCCGACUCGGAGGCCAACGGCUUCGCGGAGCGCCGCACCGACAAGUUCGGCUUCCUCGUGGGCGCGCAGGGCGACCCCGGCGCGUUAGAGGAAGUCCCCCUGGAGGUGCUGAGACAGAGGGAGUCCAAGUGGCUGGACAUGCUCAACAGCUGGGACAAGUGGAUGGCCAAGAAACACAAGAAGAUCCGUCUGCGGUGCCAGAAGGGGAUUCCGCCAUCUUUGCGGGGCCGGGCUUGGCAGUACCUGUCAGGAGGAAAGGUGAAGCUCCAGCAGAAUCCUGGGAAGUUUGAUGAGCUGGACCUCUCGCCAGGAGACCCCAAGUGGCUGGAUGUGAUUGAGAGAGAUCUGCACAGACAGUUUCCCUUCCAUGAGAUGUUUGUGUCCCGUGGAGGCCACGGCCAACAGGACUUGUUCCGCGUGCUGAAGGCCUACACCCUCUACAGGCCAGAGGAGGGCUACUGCCAGGCCCAGGCCCCUGUGGCGGCCGUACUGCUCAUGCACAUGCCUGCGGAGCAAGCUUUCUGGUGCCUCGUGCAGAUCUGCGAAAAGUACCUGCCGGGCUACUACAGUGAGAAGCUGGAGGCCAUCCAGCUGGACGGGGAGAUCCUGUUCUCUCUGCUGCACAAAGUGUCCCCCGUGGCCUACAAACACCUGAGCAAGCAGAAGAUUGACCCCAUCCUGUACAUGACAGAGUGGUUCAUGUGCGCCUUCUCUCGCACCCUGCCCUGGAGCUCUGUGCUCCGUGUCUGGGACAUGUUUUUCUGUGAAGGGGUGAAGAUCCUCUUCCGGGUGGGCCUGGUGCUGCUGAAACACAGCCUGGGCUCCUCUGAGAAGCUUAAGGCCUGCCAGGGCCAGUACGAGACCAUGGAGCGGCUGCGGAGUCUGAACCCCAAGAUCAUGCAGGAGACCUUCCUGGUGCAGGAGGUCAUUGAGCUGCCUGUGACCGAGCGGCAGAUUGAGCGUGAGCACCUGAUCCAGCUUCGUAAGUGGAAGGACACGCGGGGUGAGCUCCAGUACCAGUCGCCACCGAGGCUCCACGGGGCCAAAGCCAUCAGUGAGGCAGAGCCAGCCCCCUGGAAGGCACUGGAGCCCUCUCCCUCCAUCCGCCUGCCCCCGGGCACCCAGCUGCCAGCCGUGGGGACCAAAAGCAGGCAGCAGAAACAGGCGGAGAAGGCGCAUCAGAAGGCGAUGAAGGAGAAGGCCAAGAAGCAGCCCCCGCCACAGCCAUCCCCAUCAGCGCCCAGCCAGGCUGGUGGCGCCGGCCCAGAGGCCCCUCCCCAGGGCCCGGGCCCCAAAGCUGCCCCGGGGGCAGAGGAUACAGACACCAAGGACUCACGUCAUCAUUCCAAGGAGAGCCUGACUUCCCAGGAGAGUGAAGACACUUACUUGUAAAAGGGGGCUCCCCGAUUCCUCAUUUUCCCUUUUCUGAAGGGCUGGGAGGGGACAUUCAGAGGGUGGGGGAGAGAGAGCUUCCUGCAGCCUCGACGUCCUGCUAGGCCAGUAGCAAAGGGCAUCUUGUGUGGCCAGAAGGUGGGGCCCUUGACAGUGGCUGGCCUGAGGGGAUCGUGUGUCCCCUUCUGUUUGCUGGGCGCUGGCCCCUCUCCCUUCUCUGCGGGGGCACGGUUCUUCAGGGCCUGCACUGUAACCCCCGAGUCGAGGCCGUGGGCAGACUGCAUCCUCCCAUCAGUAUGACCCUUACCCUCUGCCCAGCAGCAGUAAGGGGAGGACCCUGGGGGGUCAGCGGAAAGCUCCUCGGCCUCGGUGACUAUUUGUUUUCUCUGGUGUUGGGCCUCGGGUUGCCCACCCGCCCAGCGGGUGGCCAAGCAUCCAUUCUCCAGCCUGAAGGUCCUGGCCCUGUCUGUGUUCUCGGGCUACCAGGCUCCUCUCGGUCACAGUGAAAUCACAUGCUUCCUGUUGCCCCAUGGGGCUCCUCCCAACUCACCUCUGCCCAGGGGUGGGGGGCCAGGCCUCCCUCCCCCUCAGCCUCCAGCCCUUUUCAGCCUAGGGCUCAGACCCUCAGAACUGACCAUCAGCUACUGCUGUCCUGGGGUUGGGCCCCACCUGCUGGACAGCCCCCAGGGCCCAAGGGAAGGGUCUCUGCUGAAAUGGGGCAGGACUCUGCCCAGGACAGGAUGGGCACAGGGGGCCCAUUCCUGGGGGGAAAAGGUGUGGGUUCUCUUUGUGUAAAGUAGUGGUUUUGUACAGAAAUAAACUGGGUUAUAUAAAGAGCUUUGGGCCUGGG
Vombatus ursinus (common wombat) is the source of this 2373-nucleotide messenger RNA. It is a transcript of the gene TBC1D10A, whose product is annotated as TBC1 domain family member 10A. Bases 3 to 1523 code for a protein of 506 amino acids. NCBI's taxonomy places the organism in Eukaryota, Metazoa, Chordata, Mammalia, Diprotodontia, Vombatidae. The transcript has 9 exons. The record is from RefSeq and is a predicted model, not a curated record.